Messenger RNA from Pangasianodon hypophthalmus (striped catfish), 2099 nucleotides. RefSeq names its product phosphoglucomutase 3 (gene pgm3). Gene Ontology annotation, biological process: carbohydrate metabolic process; hemopoiesis; UDP-N-acetylglucosamine biosynthetic process. Lineage: Eukaryota; Metazoa; Chordata; Actinopteri; Siluriformes; Pangasiidae. The record is from RefSeq and is a predicted model, not a curated record. The transcript has 13 exons. The coding region runs from base 261 to 1898 and encodes 545 amino acids. Gene Ontology annotation, molecular function: phosphoacetylglucosamine mutase activity; magnesium ion binding.
AAAUCAGCCCUUAAGCUGUGGUGUGUUUGGACUGUGAGCUCCAUGGACGCGCCUCUCAAGUCUGCUGAAUCCCAAAAAGAUCCCUGUUAAACACAUCCUGCACUACACAGGGUGUAGAAGCCAUUACUUCACGCCCUACGUAGUGCACCUACAAAGGGAAUAGGGACUCAUUUAACAUUGAGCCCACGUCAAACAGCCACAUCACCAACCCGGAAGUGAGCCAUUCACUCCAGAUUUGGUUUUACAACACCUGACCAACCAUGGCCCAGUUUGAGGAAGUGUCCAAGAAAUCUGCACUCCAUCCAAAACCGAAGGGGCUGACAUUGCAGUACGGUACGGCAGGGUUCCGCACCACUGCGAAUCAUUUGGACCAUGUGAUGUUCCGCAUGGGCCUGUUGGCCAUGCUGAGGUCCAAAAAAACCAAGUCCACCAUUGGAGUCAUGGUCACUGCCUCUCACAAUCCAGAGGAGGACAAUGGGGUGAAGCUGAUUGACCCAAUGGGGGAGAUGGUGACUCCAGCUUGGGAAGGCUAUGCCACUCAGCUGGCCAAUGCAGAACAGGAAGCUUUAUGCACUGUCCUGAAGGAUAUCAUUGAGAAAGAAGCCAUUGACAUGAGUGAGGCAGCGAGUGUUGUCACUGGCCGUGACACCAGGCCAAGCAGUGAGAAUCUGUCACGGGCCGUGUUGGAUGGAGUUUCCUGUUUAGAAGGCCAUAGUCUAGACUUUGGCUUGGUGACCACACCUCAGCUGCAUUAUAUGGUCCUAUGUAGCAACACCAAUGGUUGCUAUGGAACUGCUACAACACAAGGAUAUUAUGAGAAACUCUCCAAGGCUUUCAUUGAGCUCACUAAGAAUGCCCCGAAACGCACUGAUGACCAGAAGAGGCUGCUGGUGGAUGGGGCCAAUGGGAUCGGAGCAUUGAAGAUGCGAGAAAUGGAGGCAUUUCUCAAGUCUGAGCUGCAGGUGGAGCUCUUUAAUGAUGGCAGCAGUGGCAGACUUAACUAUCUGUGUGGAGCCGACUAUGUGAAAGUGCAGCAGAAACCUCCACAAGGUAUGCAUAUGGGGCCGGUUCAGCGCUGCUGCUCCUUCGAUGGUGAUGCAGAUCGUAUUGUUUACUAUUAUAAUGACUCUGCUGGACGUUUCCAUCUUUUGGACGGAGAUAAAAUAGCUACUCUGAUUAGCACAUACCUCAAGGAGCUUUUGACACAGGCAGGGCUGAACCUGCAGGUCGCUGUGGUUCAAACAGCAUAUGCCAAUGGAAGCUCUACACAGUACCUUGAAAAUGUCAUGAAGGUUACAGUGUGCUGUACGAAGACAGGAGUGAAGCAUCUACAUCACGCAGCUCAGGAAUUUGACAUUGGAGUUUACUUUGAAGCCAAUGGCCAUGGAACUGUUCUGUUCAGUAAAAAAGCAGAGGAGAAGAUCCAGCAGCUAGCCAAAGACCCGAAUGCGAGUGAUGAGAAGAAACUCACAGCAAAGCUUCUGGAGAACACUGUGAACCUUAUCAACCAGGCUACAGGUGAUGCCAUUUCAGAUAUGCUGCUAAUUGAAGCAGUGCUGGCUAUCAGAGGGAUGACUGUUCAGGAAUGGGAUGCUAUUUACACAGACCUGCCCAAUCGCCAGCUCAAAGUCAAGGUAGCAGACAGGCGUGUGAUAGACACAACGGAUGCAGAGCGUCGGGCAGUAACACCAGCAGGAUUACAAGACUCUAUAGACGCUCUGGUCCAGAAGUACAAACAAGCCCGGGCCUUUGUUAGACCCUCUGGCACUGAGGAUGUGGUUAGAGUGUAUGCUGAAGCUGACACCCAGGAAAAUGUAGAUGGCUUGGCACAUCAAGUAAGUUUGGCUGUAUAUCGACUAGCUGGAGGAGUUGGAGAGGAGCCAAAGCCUUUAAAGUGAUGCCGAGAGUAAACACUACAUUUUAGAUCAUUCAGAUUAUUUCUGAUUUGAUGCUGCACUUCUUGGUUGCACUUUGACUUUGGACAGUGCUUAUAUAAACUGUGAAAAGUUGUUUUUGAUACUAUCAUGUAAAAAUUGUUCAUUUUAGCAAAAAUAAUCAUGAAAGGAUGAAAACAGUAAUAAAAGAAUGUGAUCUCAUAA